Messenger RNA from Arabis nemorensis, 1398 nucleotides. The record is from the annotation of a GenBank genome assembly. Lineage: Eukaryota; Viridiplantae; Streptophyta; Magnoliopsida; Brassicales; Brassicaceae.
AUGUGGUGUCGCGAGGAUCGUUGUGCUCCGGGUGGAGGUUUCUGGACACCACCACCGACAUGGAACAAGACGAGAAGAGUUUACACGGCGAUGCCAAUGUCGGAGAGAAAACGAACAUCUUCGUUCGAGAAUCAAGAGCCACUUCACAAAGUUCCUUCUGGUGGUUCUUCUCCUUACCUUAGAGCCAAACAUGCCCAGUUGAUUUGUGAAGACCCGGAUCAAGCUAUCUCAUUGUUUUGGGCUGCGAUAAAUGCUGGAGAUCGGGUCGAUAACGCAUUGAAGGACAUGGCAUUUGUUAUGGAACAGUUAGACCGAUCCGAUGAAGGAAUCGAAGCGAUCAAAUCUUUUCGAUAUCUUUGCCCUUUUGAAUCCCAAGAUUCCAUUGAUAACUUGCUACUUGAACUCUACAAGAAGUCAGGGAGGAUCCAAGAGGAAGCUGAGCUGCUUGAACACAAACUGAAAAACCUCGAACAAGGCUCGACCUUUGGUGGUGGAAUCACAAUAGCGAAAAGAAGCCACAGGAAACAGAUCAACAUGACAAUCGAGCAAGAGAAAGCGCGGAUUCUAGGGAACUUAGCUUGGGUUCACUUGCAGCUUCAUAACUAUGGAAUAGCAGAGCAGUAUUACAGGAAUGCUUUGUCUUUGGAGACUGACAAUAACAAGCUGUGCAAUCUUGCGAUCUGCUUGAUGCGUAUGGAUAGAAUUCCGGAAGCUAAGUCUCUGCUUGAGGAUGUAAGACAGUCUCUAGAAAAUCAAUGGAAGGACGAAUCGUUUUACAAGUCUUUUGAACGGGCUACCGAGAUGUUAGCAGAACGAGAACGGGCCACAGUCGUGGAUAAUCCAGAAGGGCUUACGACAAGUAGCUCUUCAGAUAACUUCUCCUCUAGCUGUUCUUUUGUGAGUUGGAUGAAGGAAAAGCAGGCUGUAGCUGGAACCAGUCCUGAACCAGGGAACAUGAACAAGAAGAACGCACACGUUUCCUUUGAAACGGUUGAACAAAAAUCGCCAGGUCUGAUUACAAAACCUCGCGGAUGUAAAUGGGACAAUGAGGAAGUCCAUCAAGGAACAGGGAUAAUGAGAGUGACAAUUGGUGCUGCCCGAAGGCUAAGGUUUGGGAAACCUUUUGAAGAUGAACAUAACAAGAAGAUGUCAGAAUCAGCAGCCUCGGUUACUAAUUACAAAGAUCACUUAAACGGGAAGAAGUUGGAUCAGAAUUUGAUUGAAGAUCUCCAUCAAUUCAUCAGUGGCAAUGGACUUCCCAUGACAAGCAAAGCAAGGAAGCUGUGUGCAGAUUUAGUCAGAGAAAAAGAAGAGAGUGAAAAAGGAUAUCAAAGAAAUGCUUCAGAAUCUUCAGCUUACGCUCAGAUUAUGGAUAUUGGUCGAAGAAGUGAUAUAUAG